Didymodactylos carnosus is the source of this 899-nucleotide messenger RNA. NCBI's taxonomy places the organism in Eukaryota, Metazoa, Rotifera, Eurotatoria, Philodinida, Philodinidae. The record is from the annotation of a GenBank genome assembly.
AUGUAUCAGCGAUAUUUGUUAACGUUCGUGUUUGGUUUAAAUUUUUAUUCAUAUUAUUUAAAACCAACAGCAGCAACAUCAACUCAAAUACCAGUGACUAGAGACUGGCUCAUUGAAUUUCAUCGAAAAAUUGAACCAAAUGAAGUUAAACGAAUUGCUAAACGAUACGGAAUGGUUAGCAAAGGAUCGGUGUUAAAUGAUCAAAAAUUAUAUCAUUUAGUCGAUUUAAAACCAAUUCAUCAUAGACGAAGGCGAGAUACAACACAAGAACAAUUUAUACAACGGCAUAAACUAGUAAAACAAGCUAUUCACCAGGUGGGUUAUGAACGAGCAAAACGUGGAUAUCGUAGUCUUGAAGAUUUAAAAAGUACCUAUCCAGAUUACGAACCACCAACUGAUCCAUAUUUUCAAUAUCAAUGGUAUCUGAGAAAUGAAGGUCAAGCAGGUGGCAAAAAGAGACUGGAUUUAAAUGUGGAAGAAGCAUGGGCAAUGGGUUAUACAGGAAAAAAUGUAACAACCGCAAUUAUGGAUGAUGGUGUCGAUUAUACACAUCCAGAUUUAAUGAAUAAUUUUAAUGCUGCUGCUAGUUACGAUUUUAGUAGUAAUGAUCAUUAUCCUUAUCCGCGUUAUACAGAUGACUGGUUCAAUAGCCAUGGUACAAGAUGUGCAGGAGAAAUAGCAGCUUCUCGUGAUAACAAUAUUUGUGGUGUGGGCGUUGCGUAUGAUUCAACCGUAGCUGGUACGAAAAUCUUAACUUUAUCGGAUUACUCCGAGGGACCUUCACCAAGUGUCCACUUCCGAUUUCAACGAUUUAUGCAUGGAUCGAUAGACCGUACUACUGAAGUAGUAGAAAAUCUAAAACGGUUGCGGCCCAUGGUUCUUCUAUCAAAAGUUAUCGA